Messenger RNA from Triplophysa rosa, 6772 nucleotides. RefSeq names its product slingshot protein phosphatase 1b (gene ssh1b). Gene Ontology annotation, biological process: protein dephosphorylation; actin cytoskeleton organization; negative regulation of actin filament polymerization. Gene Ontology annotation, cellular component: cytoplasm. Gene Ontology annotation, molecular function: protein tyrosine/serine/threonine phosphatase activity; actin binding. The coding region runs from base 1013 to 3979 and encodes 988 amino acids. The transcript has 15 exons. The record is from RefSeq and is a predicted model, not a curated record. Lineage: Eukaryota; Metazoa; Chordata; Actinopteri; Cypriniformes; Nemacheilidae.
ACAAAGUUAUCUUCUAAAGAAGAAAGGUUAAACUCCAAAGAUCUAGCCAAAAAACCUGCCGAAAAAUAAUACAUUUACAUUUAGUGAUUUAGCAGAUGCUUUUAUCCAAAGCGACUUACAAAUGAGGUAAACAAUAGAAGCAAUUGGAACAACAUAGGACAACAAAAAGCAUAAGUGCAGUAAAAACAGGUCUCGUAUAGCCUACCACAAAGCCAAUGGUUUUUUUAAGGAUAUAGGAGUAGAAUAAUAGAGUAAUAGGCCUACAAAUCAAUUGGUGUCCAAAUAUCAUUAUGAACCAUCAGCAGCUGUUUACUAUUAAACCCCAUUACAAAAUGCCUGUGUGUUUUGGCCACAAUAUUCAAUGUUCUACUUUAUUGGUUCCCAUCCGCCAACGUCCCACCAAUAGAAGCCAACACAUUAGAGACCAUUAUAGUUCCAUUAAAACCAAUAAAAUGUCCACUAAAUCCAUUAGAAUUUCUGUGACGGUUACCAAUUGUUUGUUUCAACAGGGUUGGUUUUGAAAUGUCAGCGCAAACUCAUAGUCUUGACAUCAUCACGCUGUAGUGUGUGGAUGAUGGGUGUUGAGUCUGCAUAGGAUGCGCUGUUGUCAGGGAGAAGUGCAAGUCACCUUCACGCGGUUGGCUCACGAGCCCGUAUCUAACGCAGACGAUCACACAACUACACCAACCACGGACGGCGGUUCCGAAACCAGUUUUACAACGCCUGGCCGCGAAAUUAACAGUCCAGCCGGGAGGGACGGAGCGCGGCUGUUAUUUAUCGCCAUCGUUGGCGUGAAUGAGAAUUUGCAGAAACGCUGAGAUGAUGACAAAGCCGAUGAUGGGUUUAUCGCUGCGGUGAAAGCGGGCGCUAAAAAGAUUUAAUGCGCCUCUGAAUGCAUUAACCCCGUCACCGGCGGGCGUACGCACGACAAGAUAUCUCGGCGUCUCCUGCUCGGACCGGAACGCCGUUACACCGGCUCCUGUGAGGUUUCCCUGGACUGUUUACCCCAGCCAUGGCUCUGGUGACUCUUCAGCGCUCACCGACACCCAGCGCCGCAUCAUCAGCCAGCACGAACGCGGGGGAGGAUUUGGGCAGUGAGGAUGAUCGAAAGGCAAAUUUAAGCUUAAGUGAAAGUUUCUUCAUGGUAAAAGGGGCAGCACUGUUUUUACAGCAGGGCAGCAGUACACAAGGGCCCAGAUCACCAACCCAUCACAAAAAUGCUGGUGAUCUACCACAGCAUCUACAAGCAAUGAUAAACACCCUUCGUUCUGAGGACAGAAUUCGACUGGUUGUUAGGUUAGAAAGUGGGUGGACGGACCAUGUGCGGUACAUGGUGGUUGUCUAUACAAAUGGCCGUCAAGACACUGAAGAGAACAUAUUGCUUGGGAUGGAUUUCACAGAUAAGGACAGUAAAAGUUGCUCUAUUGGAAUGACUCUUCCACUCUGGAGUGAUACCAAGAUCCACUUGGAUGGAGAUGGAGGUUUCAGUGUGAGCACCGCAGGAAGACUGCAUGUGUUUAAACCUGUGUCAGUCCAGGCCAUGUGGUCUGCACUUCAGGUUCUGCACAAAGCAUGUGAGGUGUCCCGCAGAUACAACUAUUUCCCAGAGGGAAUGGCCCUUACCUGGGUGGGCUAUUACGAGAGCUGCAUCUCCUCAGAUCAGAGCUGUAUCAAUGAGUGGAAUGCUAUGGAAGAUCUGGAGACCACGAGGCCUGAUUCGCCAGUCAUGUUCUCUGAUCAGCCAACUGAGAGAGAAAGAACAGAGUGUAUGAUCAAAGCCAAACUCCGAAACAUAAUGAUGUUUCAGGACCUGGAAAAUAUUACUUCCAAAGAGAUCCGAAAUGAGCUGGAGCAACAUAUGAGCUGCAACCUCAGGGAGUAUAAAGAGUUUAUUGACAAUGAGAUGCUUCUUAUUCUGGGCCAGAUGGACAAGGCUACACUCAUAUUCGACCAUCUGUACCUGGGUUCAGAAUGGAACGCAUCCAAUUUGGAGGAGCUCCAUGACUCCGGGGUUGGGUAUAUCCUUAAUGUCACAAGAGAGAUUGACAACUUUUUCCCAGGUACCUUUUGUUAUCAUAACAUCCGCGUUUAUGACGACGAGACCACGGAUCUGCUGGCGCACUGGAACGAAACCUACAACUUCAUAGUUAAAGCCAAGAAAAACAACUCUAAAUGCCUCGUACACUGCAAGAUGGGAGUGAGUCGGUCAGCAUCCACUGUUAUUGCAUAUGCCAUGAAGGAGAACGGAUGGUCGCUUGAGAAGGCUUACAAUUUCGUCAAACAGAAGAGGAGUAUAGCACAACCAAAUCCAGCUUUUAUGAAACAAUUGGCUGAAUACGAGGGGAUUUUAGAUGCAAGCAAUCAGCGACACAACAAACUUUGGAAACCGGAGGGUGACGAGUAUUCAUUGGAGGGCCUCCAGGCUUCAGGUGGCAGUGGCGACCAGACUCCUCAAUUUUCGUCACUGUGCCCUGAUCAGGAGGACGCCGCUUGGUGUCACGGAGGAGCGAGUGCCUCACCCUGCUGUGGAGACGAGCCGACAGACCAUCUCAAUUACAACUACUACUUCCGCCGGCUCUCGGACACUGCUCUGGACAGCGAGCCCUCUACGCCAGUCCGAGGUCCUCCGCUUUUAGGAAUGGAACGGGUCUUUAUUGAAAUCGAGGAUGUCGAGAGGGAUGCGUUGUUGGAUGACGAAGGCUUCCCCUUGGCCCACCUGGCCCUUCCCGGGGAGUGCACAGCAGCUCAGACCUGCAGCCGCCUGGAGCCUCUGGAGGACAUGCGCUUGCGGCUGGAGUUUAGCACGGUGGAGGAGGAAGACGAGGAGGAAGCACAAAAGGAGGAAGCGGAGAUGGCAGCCUUAGCUCGUGGUGAGGAGACGCCGAGGGAAGACGAUGGCCUGGCUAACUUGAACCGCUUUAACAACGAGAACGCCAACAACAGCAACAGGCUGGCUGGGAAACGCAGCUGCCCUUCUGGCUUUGACGACAGUGCUAGCAUUGGAAACCCCUUCAAAGUGAAGCCCUCAUAUCAGUCGUGCCGAGACUGCCUGCGCCUGCCUGGCGGCCGCCGCUGUGAACGUCGCACCCAUCGCCUUAACCUGCCACGUCACGCUGGCCUGCCCAGUAUCUCCAUCCAGGCCCCUGGAGGAAAGCUAUUCCGUACCGCCUCCAUCAAUAAGGUGCCUGCCCCUCGGCAUCACGUGUGCAGCAGGCACUGCCAGUGUACUCGUUGCUCCAACUGGGCCAGAGCUUCUGCGGUGGUGAGCUUGAAAACUUACCGUAAGCAACUGCCUUUGCCUAUGAGCAACAAAGACCUUCCUCAGGAUUUGCGUUGUUCCUUGGAGACCGAGGACAUGGAAAGGCAAAAAAUGGAAGAGACUGGGAGCAAGGGCUGCAACAGCCCUACUGCAGAGCUUACCCUUCUAAGUCUCAGUCUGGGCGCUGAGAGGCCUACGGCGGAGCUCACAGAGACACCGAUCCUUCUGCAGACAUCCACGCUGGUGCACCACAGACUGGAGCAACUGUCUGGGCCUAUGUCAGAACAGAUGGACUUAAGUGUACAGGACACUGCCGCAGAGGACAUGGAAGUAGAUGAGGGUACCGUCCCCGACAUGUACUCUGCUCAGCGCUGUGGAUCUAGUGAACUACAGCAGACUUUCACACCACGCUCCUCCCCGCAGAGUUUGGCCCUGACGCGGAGCUCCAGCAGCGACAGUCUACAGAGCAUACAGGAAGGGCAGCCGGGCUUGGUACGUCAGCGAGCCCAAGAGAUCGAGACCCGUGUGCGGCUCGCUGGGCUCACUGUGCCCUCUCAACUCAAAAGGUCUAACUCACUGGCUAAGCUAGAUGAUUUGGCCAUCUCCACAGAGGACCUCUGUGCCACAGUCGCCGUUGACAAUGAGCGAGAUUGCGGGCAACCCUCUUGCUCUCCCAUGCUCUCGCUGUCUCCAAGUGUAUUGCAGAGCUUGAAAAGCUGACUUCUCAAAGAUGUCAGAACCGCUUUCUCAGUGAAUGGUGCCGUGACACACUGGAAAAGCCUUAAAGCCAUUGAGAGCUACGAUGGAGGCCCAUGCUGCAAGACGACUCAUGAGAACAAUCAGGCCAGGGUUGGACCUUCUUCCAGAAGCCCUUUACAUAACUGCACUGCAUUUCUCAUGUGUCUGUCUGUGCUUUGACUAAGAUGUAUAUUAAAGAAGCAUGAUCAGGCUUGGACCUUCGUUCACGGCUUUGUUAAUAAUGCUUUGCUUUGUCUUGCUAAAGCGAGGGAAGGUUUUAAUAGACAGAUUACCCAUCUGUUAAUGACGUAAUCCACACCUAACAACAUCUUUAUUUUCCUAACACCUCUAAUCAAUUUGUGUUGGGUUGUUUGUUCAGAUAUGUGUUUGAUCUCCAUGAUUUACAUUUGUCCAAUUUAAAGGGAUAGUUCAUCCAAAAAAUGAAAAUUGUGUCAUCAUUUUUGUUGAUAUUUUUGUUGACACUAUUGACUACGACUAAGAAAAAAAUUCUACUUUGGUAUGGUGCCCCAGAACUGUUUAGUUAACCACUUUUUUUAUAUCUUUUUUGUGUUAUACAAAUUUAUACAGAUGUGGAAUGACUUAAGCGUGAGUAAAUGAUGACAAAAUGUUAAUUUUGGGGUGAAUGAAUCCUUAAAUAUUUUUUGUCACUUAGGUUGGAAUAUCAAAGAUGUCAAUAAGUAUACAUUUGACUGCCCAGUUUAUUUGCCAGUAACUUUUAGCUUAUUGUUUUAGAACCAAUUAGAAAAGAAGUAGAAAAAUGUGAUAGAAAAAGAAACAAUUUUAGCUGAUUCAGAUAAGGGUGCACUACACUUUCAGAAAGAAGGUACAAAAGUUGUCACUGGGAUGGUACCCUUUAAAAGUUCCUAAUAUUUACCAUUUAGAUACAGAUGUUUAAAUAUAUAUAUAUUUGGUACCAAUAUUGAGGUACUAAUAUACACUCUUCAGGUGUAAAAGUGUACUUUUUUUAAAGGCACCACCCCAAGGACAGCUUUUGUAACUUUUCUGGGAGUCUGGGACACGUUUCAAUAAAGACCAGUUAAUCCUUAUGUUGUUACCAACAAUGAUCCUUAAAGAGUUUGAUGAUCCUUAACAAAAUUAAAAUUCCAUUUCCUGCAGUGUGUAAUGUUGCUGUGUGUGAAUGUAAGCAGUAUGCCAAGUUGUAAAGCCGAAAGUGAACGAAUAAGUUAUUGGCCUGGGAAAAAAUGAGUCGACUCUGAAUCACAGGAACAAGUCGUCUGUCGUUCUAAUUUCAGUUCCGGGUCGGAUUGGCGUCACUCCAUUGAAUGCCUGCCUAUGUUCCAUUUGCGACAUUGCACGCGGUAGAAUACCAAUUUAGCUAUUAAAAUUGUUAAUAAUUUUAAAAAUGUGCAAAAGAUUAUCAACUAAGCCGCAUAAUUAUUGAGUAUCUCCAGUCAAAAAUGCAAAAUUAAUGUGUUUGGUUAUUUGUCUUAGAACUCUCUAUUUUGCUUCCGUUCUGGUGUUUAUGAAAACAAGAUCUGAAAUACUAUUAGCACAUAGCACUUGUAAUGUAAAGAAACUUAAGCUGUUUAUUGUACAAAUUGCAACCUGUGAAAAGGCUUUAGCAGCAACACAUUAGUUCGACAGUCAUCUAGUUGACCAGAGGAUGUUAAAAUAUGUCACUAAAAUCAUUUAAAAGUGUCUGCAAAGUUGCUAUAAAAAAUAACAUCAAGGUUACUCAUAAUGCUGUAUAUUCAGUGUUUACAAGCCCAAGCAGUGUUAUCUUAUAUUAUUGGGGGCGUAGAGAUUUAUCAGAGCUUAUCGAUUUAUUAGCAUAAAUUGUAUUAUUUGUGUCCUGGAAGAUACAGUUUUGAUUCAUGUUUAAUUAUUCAUUGAGCCUUUUUAUGAGUUUUAUAGUAUGUGUAUGUCUGUUUGUUAUUGAACUGUAUUGUCUACCAAGGUUUUAUUUAUUUUUUUAUUUGAAAGAUUUACAAUAUGCAAAGUGGCCUGUGCAAUAAGUAUAAGUGAGAAUCAUUUUUAUUUUACUGAAUAAUGUGAAAAGUAGCUUUUCAUUCUCAUUGAGAAAGAAAUGAGAGGUGAAAGAGAAGCACCUUGAGAAAAAUGUGAGUGAAACUUUUUUUGGGGGGGUUAGGCCCUCCUAAUGAUAUUUAGUUUAAAAGUAAUAAUACCUAUUUUAAAUUGCUAAUGUGAAAUUGGCCUUUUGGUAUUGUCUUUUUUAUUUCUUUUUUCCAUUAUUUUAAAUAUUAACAAUAUUCUUUUCGCCAAGAAAGAUAGCCGCAAAGUAAGUAAAGUUGAUGUUCUGCUUUUUGCUCAUGGCUAGUCGUACCUCGUCCCAGCUACUGCUGCUGAUUUGAGUUCUAGAUAUUGUUUUGUUUAAACAUGCAAGUGCCUUAACUGUUGCCAUUUGCAAUCAGUUGUCUAAUGAUUUUUUGUAAAACUGAUCGUUUUUUCUUCACCGGGCUAUGGUCUGGUCUCUAAAGAUAAUUUUAAACAAAUGAAUAUUUGUCUUUUCGUUUUGAUACUACAUUUCCUAUUUUAAUAGAGGAGACCAAAGUCAUUUAUUUGUUUUCAUCUUUUGACAUGUUUGAACACACUAAGCUGACAAUAACAUCAACUGGAAGAUUGUCAUUAGCCCUGCCUAAACAGCUUUUAAGUGACCUGGAACAUACAUUCUUUAUAUACUGCACUUCAUUUGGACCAUUUUAAGUUCCGCUGCACUUUGUUUUUGUAAUAAUGUACUGUACAGUUAAGUAUAGAAAUAAAUUGUUUAUUGUC